Molecule: messenger RNA, 618 nt
Organism: Clunio marinus
Lineage: Eukaryota; Metazoa; Arthropoda; Insecta; Diptera; Chironomidae
Source: the annotation of a GenBank genome assembly
AUGAAAAUUUCAAGUCCUGAAAUGAAAGCAUAUAAAAAUGCUUUGAUUAAAAAAUCUGAACAGUUGAUCACUCACGAAUUUUCAAAAAGGAUUGGAAAUAUUGACGAUUUGUUAGUUAAACGUCAACUUUUACAUCAAAAUAUCAAUCAGAAGACUGGCAAUGAUGUUGACGAGCAUUUCAAAAGUAAUUCACAUGUUUUAGAUACUUUUGAACUUAUAAAACCAGCGAUUCAAGAUCUCAUGAAUGAUGCAAAUUUAUUGAAAAUGUGGAUAAAUUUUCUGUUUCCUCCGAAUGAAAAAGGAUUAAAUUUGAGUGUGCAUAAAGAUGUCUUGGAAGAAAUAAUGUCAAUUGAAGCAGAUGCUUAUGCAAUGAAUGAUCGAUUCAAAAAUUAUUUCAGAACAAGAGCUAUAGCUGUGAAGAAAGUUGCAGCAUUUCCAGAUGUUGAUGACUUUAAACAUCAUCUCAAAGAACUUGACGGGAAGGAAUGCAUUGCGAUAUGGCAUAUUUUAAAUCAAACAAAAAAUCAUUAUUAUGUGAUGCAUGACAUUAUUGAGAAAAAUAUUAAAAUGUUGAAGAAGCCACAUAGAAGUUCAUUUGUCAAACGUUGGUUCAGUUAA